Messenger RNA from Aspergillus ochraceoroseus IBT 24754, 3735 nucleotides. Its product is annotated as sulfate transporter family protein. The coding region runs from base 317 to 3508 and encodes 1063 amino acids. Gene Ontology annotation, cellular component: membrane. The transcript has 6 exons. The record is from RefSeq and is a predicted model, not a curated record. Lineage: Eukaryota; Fungi; Ascomycota; Eurotiomycetes; Eurotiales; Aspergillaceae.
CAACGCGAAACCUGCCAAAAGCAAAAGGUUCCAGACGUUGGUUCGGGAGGUCUCCUCUCUAUCCCUCUCAUGUCGCUGUUUUCUUGCUGCUUUCCCGGUCUCGACUUAGCAACUGCAUAGCGAUGCCAAUUGCUGUUCUUGCGAAACCUCUUGCGUCAUCGGUUACUACUCCGGCCUCCGCUCCAACGAGAGUCGAGGCCCCUGCAGCCUACGCCUCUAGUGCGAAUCGCAAUACAAGGGUAAAUCCCACCGGCGGGGGGACCGUCGAUUGUUGCGAACCACCCAUCUUGACGAGUCCGCAUCGCCUUCAUCCAACAUGGGCGUUCUGGGGCUGCGAGACCGCAGGGACUCCCAGCUGUCCCGCCAUCGACCCUUCUCUAGUGACAAUGUCGCCACGGAUGUGAUUGAUGCCCUUGCGGAACCCAGUAGCCCUCCUCGAACGUUAGGUUCGGAACCCGUCGUCGCGGAUGGGACGAGUUAUAGGACACCAAGCCGUUCCUUUCACCAUCGCUCGUUCAUUAAUUCCUCAGACCCGGCCCAUUAUUCCUCCCAUGGUGUUCGAGAACAAACGGCUGAGCUAGCCUCCCUCGCCUUGGCCCGGGAACCGAGAAAUCUACGAACAGCUAUGGAUGUUUUUCAAUCUGCUCAGAGCGCCAGUAAUUCCGUUGUUUCUUCAUCGCCAGACCGGCAUUCAACCUCCUCAGAUGGGGUAGAGGGAUUAGAUCGUGGAUUGGUGGCUCCUCCAACUGGAUCGUCAGUUUUGACGGCUAUGAUUCGCGACCCUGAGUCUGGUCUCGAUCGGAACCGCGGCAGGAGUACAGUGAAGCAGAACGAGCUGAGUGAGCCUACAGCCUCUCCAGGCCCUUCUGCUCUGGGUGAUGCGGAACAAGAGGAUUCGGGCACGGAGCGGACGCCCUUAAUUUCUAGGUCGCCAAGGCCGGAACCUCCCAGGAACUACGGAAUAGCUCGGGAUGUCGAAGGACAGAUGUUCACACAAAAGGAAUCGUCUAGAGCACUACCCAGAGCGCUUUCGAAGAUCUCAUCAUCCUUCCGAACACUCGGCCAUCCAAAGUCUUGGAACGGACGAGCUGUGUGGCGGCAUGGAAUCGUGUAUCCAGCGAGCCUGCUGCCUUCGGUAUUUCUCGGUCUUUUACUCAACGUGCUCGAUGCUCUAUCCUAUGGUAUGAUCUUGUUUCCAUUGGGUGAAUCAAUUUUCUCGGACCUGGGGUCGGACGGCAUCUCGAUGUAUUAUGUCAGUACAAUCAUUUCACAGCUGGUCUUCUCGUGCGGAGGGUCAAUUUUCCGUGGAGGUGUUGGAAGCGAGAUGAUUGAGGUCGUCCCUUUCUUCCAUCAGAUGGCGUACACGAUCCUGAAUCGUGUUGGUGCCGACAAUCCGCAGGCCGUGAUAGCCACCACGAUUCUAUCCUUUUCCGUCAGCUCCAUCCUCACUGGGUUGGUGUUUUUCUUGAUGGGGACUUGCAAGGUUGGAUCUCUUAUCGGAUUUUUCCCCAGACACAUUCUGAUCGGCUGUAUCGGUGGUGUGGGCUUCUUCCUGAUCCUGACAGGUCUCGAGGUCUCGGCUCGAUUGUCUGGGUCGUUUGAAUUUAAUCUUGCAACACUUCACACCCUUUUCCAGCUAAGCACAAUCGCUCUUUGGACUGUACCUUUGGUACUGGCAAUUGGACUUCUAGUGUUGAGACGUUUCAUCAGGUCUAAUUAUCUGGUUGGCGCCUAUUUCAUAGCCAUCACCGUCGUCUUUUACAUCGUCAAGUUCAGCAUUCAUGUUUCGAUGGAUGUUUUGCGGAACAGCGGCUGGGUCUUUGCAGCUCCUUCGUCUUCGCAUCCGUGGUACCAUUUCUAUACGCUUUACGACUUUUCCGUUGUUGACUGGUCUGCGUUUGUUGACACUAUUCCCGCGAUGUUCGCCCUCACAUUUUUUGGAGUCCUCCAUGUACCCAUCAACGUUCCAGCAUUGGGUAUUUCUACCGGAGAGGAUAAUUUGAACGUCGACCGUGAGCUCAUAGCUCACGGUGUCACGAAUGCUCUGUCUGGGCUGGCAGGAAGUGUACAGAAUUAUCUUGUAUAUACCAAUAGCUUGCUUUUCAUUGCCAGCGGGGGUAAUUCUCGUCUGGCUGGAAUCAUGCUUGCAGCAGCCACUGGAGGAAUUCUCCUUGUGGGUCCAGUUAUCAUUGGAUAUAUUCCCAUCAUGGUUGUUGGAGCUCUUAUUUUCCUACUAGGAAUUGAGUUGAUGGAGGAAGCCCUGGUCGACACGUGGGGAAAGCUGCACCGACACGAGUAUUUGACUGUUGUUAUUAUUGUCGCGACGAUGGGCAUUUGGGAUUUUGUCAUUGGUAUCUUUGUUGGUAUUCUUUUGGCUUGCUUGAGCUUCGUCGUCCAAACGUCACGCAAAUCCGCCAUCCGGGCAACCUACUCGGGCAAAAUUACAGGGUCUACAGUUCGACGACCUCCAAUUCAGCAUCGCUUCCUGAAAGAGGCAGGGCAACAAACCCUGAUUCUCAAGCUUGGUGGCUAUCUCUUCUUUGGGACGAUUGUGAACGUGGAGAAUACCAUGCGAGGACUCAUCGAGGAGGAAGCAUUCACCCGACUUCCGAUCAGGUUCAUCAUUUUGGAUUUUGCUAGGGUCUAUGGUAUCGACUUCUCUGCAGCAGAGGCUUUCACUCGCAUCAACCGCAUUCUGAGCAAGAGAAAUGUGCAGAUGACGAUCUCUGGUCUAGACGUGGAAGGGGAUGUUGGAAGAAGCCUGCAGAACGUUGGAUUGUUCGAGCCAAAGCUUGGAGUCCAAAUAUUCGAGGAUUUGAACUCCGCAUUGGAAUACUGCGAGAACGACUAUCUCAAGGUGUUCUAUAGCCACCGCGAAGCACUACUGAAGCACAAAAACGCCGGCUCCCCAAAUCUAGAGGUGCCGGUAUCCCAGCACCAGCCUCAGUCAUCUGAAGGGGUUGUGGGUUCCCCCCGCCACCAGUAUCUGCAAAGAGCCGCUACUACGACGCUUCACGAGAACGAAACGGCAGUGAUCAUUCCAGCUGCCUGGUCCGCUAUGCGACAGCCACUACCUCUGCUCUUACAGACAUUCCAGGGCCUGACAUCGCGGAACGAGGAUUUCUGGUUCCCUGCGUGUUCGUAUUUCAUCCGCGACAAAUACGCGGCAGGGACUGUUCUGUUCCAAGAAGGCGAUCUCCCCAACGCAUUCUACUUACUGGAGUCGGGCAUAUUACGUGCGGAAUAUGAGCUGCCUCAAGGCCGGUACUUUGAGCUAAUCGUGGCCGGCCGACCCUGCGGAGAGCUGCCUUUCUUCAGUGAAACCCGACGCACCGCAACGGUGAAGGCUGAACAAGACUGCGUAACAUGGAGCCUUAAUGCGGAGAAAUGGACUGCGCUACAAGAGCAGGAGCCAGAGAUUGCGCGCGAGCUGUUGACCGUGAGUUUGAAGUUGACUACCGAACGGAUGGAUAGCAUUACUUCUUAUGUUCUUAUGAUGGCGGCAUGAUGAUGAGAUCAGUAUAUCAUUUUGACACAUAUACCGAAUUUGUUGCAUUUUGGGGUUUGUUUUGAUUUCUGCGGAUUGAAUUUUUCCUCAAUAGUUAGUUAGUUAGUUAAUAACAGGUGAUGUCUAAGCAUGUUCAGAAUGCAAUGUCAGUCCUUGUCCAGAUACAUAAUGGAACAUAAUGGAACGGAUGAACCAGUGCAGUCUUGCUUUGGAGAUCUCCUUUGAAA